GGUUGAGCUGUGCCGGAGCGGAAGGCGGAAGUGCGACCACGUGGGGCGUGAGGGUGGUGGAGGAUGGCGAAAGCUCGGCCUGGGCACCCCAGACCCCAGGGGCCGGCGGGGUCUGCUUCCCGAAACCCGCGGAGACAUCAGGGACAACCAGAACAGCCGAAACGAGGGAAGCAACCUCCGACGCCGCAGCCCGGACAGGCUAGAAAAGAAAAUAAGAAAGUAAACUCUAAGCCCAAGAACUUGGAUGAUCAAGAGAUUCCUUUCCGACUUCGGGAAAUUAUGAAGAGCCGCCAGGAGAUGAAAAAGCACAUCAGCAAAAAGAAACGAAAAGCAGUCCAAGUGGCUUUCAGGCAAAAGUUUGAGAAGGAAGCAAUGGGAUCCCUGUCAGACAUCCCAGUUCCCAAGUUCAAGCAGGGGAAGAAGGAGUCGGACAAAGCCUAUGUCCACCGAAUGGAACAAGAGGCUCAGCAUGUGAUCUUCCUCAGUGAGAACCAAGUGGAACGGAAACCUGAGAAGGAAGAAGCUCCUCAGCAAAAGAAAGAGAAAUCUCAGCGGAAAAAAGAGUUCCAGAGACGGCGUUUGGAUAAAGUUCGACAUCAGAAAGAGGAAAAGGCAAUAGCCAGCUUGGAAAAAGAACUAUUUCAAGAUUCUGUGAAAUUUGGUGAAGUUGUCCUUCAGCCUCCAGAAUUAACAGCAAAGCCAAGAAAGAGUACAAAUAGUGACAAGCUCGGCAAGAAGUCGCUGUUGCUUACAAGCCUCCUGACCCCUAGCAGUGCCCUCCAGCCCCCAGGCAUCUCCCUAGCUCGCCAGCGGAUUGUGGCAGAGGAGAGAGAGCGUGUUGUACGGGCCUACAGGGAGCUCAAGAAACACAAGCAGCAACAGCUAGAGCAAAGGCAGGCCUCUAGCCCAUCGGAGGGGAAGCCAAAGAAAAUGGCAUGAGGAAGGGCCCCGGGCAUUUAUGGGACUUGAUGCUGGUUUCCAGGAAUAAUGGUGAUGACACUCUCCUCAUAGAGGCAGAAGAACUUAGACAUAUUUGGCCUCCCCUUUUUGCUAGCUACUGCAGGAGCUAGGAAAUUACCUCUGAGUGGAAUAAAAUGAUUCUGAACAACUGAGAAAUAGCACUCAGUAUCAGGCUGCCAAGCAUGAACAGUUUCUGGGACCAAAAAUGCUCGAGUGGUCCCUGGCUUAUUCCCACAAUAUAUGCUAGGGCUUUGCCUGCCUGGUGCCAAGAGACCUGAUAGUUGCUAUGGCCCAAAGACGGAGCUUCCUAUGCAUUUACCAGCCAAGAUAUUUCCCAGGAACUGCCGAAGUCCUAGAAACACUGAUUAUCCUAUAUGAUUGAUUGUGCAUUUUUGUAUCACAUUGAUACUGGAUUUGUGGAAGGUAAAAUUGUGAGAGGCUGCCAAAUUUGGGUAUGACUGGUGCUUAAUAAAUUCCUGAUUUGAUUGAC
Molecule: messenger RNA, 1450 nt
Organism: Sarcophilus harrisii (Tasmanian devil)
Lineage: Eukaryota; Metazoa; Chordata; Mammalia; Dasyuromorphia; Dasyuridae
Gene: CCDC137
Product: coiled-coil domain containing 137
Exons: 6
Coding region: 64-939 (291 amino acids)
Source: RefSeq, a predicted model, not a curated record